Astyanax mexicanus (Mexican tetra) is the source of this 5310-nucleotide messenger RNA. RefSeq names its product TYRO3 protein tyrosine kinase (gene tyro3). The transcript has 19 exons. Gene Ontology annotation, molecular function: ATP binding; protein binding; transmembrane receptor protein tyrosine kinase activity. Gene Ontology annotation, cellular component: signaling receptor complex. Lineage: Eukaryota; Metazoa; Chordata; Actinopteri; Characiformes; Acestrorhamphidae. The record is from RefSeq and is a predicted model, not a curated record. The coding region runs from base 353 to 2965 and encodes 870 amino acids. Gene Ontology annotation, biological process: cell surface receptor protein tyrosine kinase signaling pathway; phagocytosis; positive regulation of kinase activity.
CACACAUUCCCCCACAGCGCUGAAACAUUUGGAAGUGUGAGGAGCUCCGUCCAGUUUCCUUUACUGAACCAAGACCGUGAAGCCGGGAUGUUUGGAUACUGCUCGGCUGUGUGUGGAGUAUGGAGAGUGUUCAGGCGGGGAUGAGGUCUGAGCGGGGUUCUGCUGCUGCUGCUGCUGGCUGCGUUGGAGACUCUGGGGACGGGACUGUGGAGCUGCUGCUGCCGCUGUUCGGCACUUGCUGCUGCGAAUACCGAGUAAAUUAGCGAUUCAGCAACCGCGCCUGUUUAAAGUUGCUGGUCUUGUUGAUUCAGCUGAGGUGAAGCGACCGAGUCGCGUUUCAGAGGAUGCUAAAAUGGGAAUUAAGUUUUGGAUAAUAUUUAUCCUCGUUCAUUAUAGUGAAGGAGUUCACGGGCUGAAGUUCACCAAGAACCCAGCCAACCUCACAGUAACCCAAGGUAACAUGGCCCGUCUGGGCUGUGCCAUUGAGGGCCUGAGCGAGCCGGAGAUUGUGUGGAUGAAAGAUGGAGAAAAGCUGUACAGCACGGAUCAGAUGUACAUCACUCUAGAAGCCCAUCACUGGGAGACCUUUCACAGUGUGAAGUCAGUCCAGCAGCAGGAUGCUGGGAAGUACUGGUGUGAGGUUGAAUAUUACGGCACGGUCAUCUCCUCCGAGCCAGCUUGGAUCACAGUAGAGGGUGUGCCUCAUUUUACUAAGGAACCUGAGGAUGUAGCCACAUUUCCAGGAGCACCAUUUAACCUGACGUGUGCUGCUGUUGGACCCCCUGAGCCAGUGGAGGUGCUCUGGUGGCUGGGGGGAGUGCAGGAGGGAGAUUUUAGGCCCUCUCCAUCCGUUCUCUUUGUCCGGGGUGUGAACGACAGCGUUAAGUUUUACUGUGAAGCAAAGAAUGCUCGAGGGAUUUCUAUCUCUCGGACUGGCACUGUGCACAUCAAAGUACUCCCAGAUUCUCCUACUCAUGUCAACAUUGACCAGGUAGCCCAUAAUGUGACAGUAAUGUGGAGGCCUGGGUUCACUGGGCAUUCUGACCUGUCAACCUGCACCAUUCAGAUGUCUAAGAGCCCUGGGAGGAAGGUCAAACUUCCUGAAUUGCAAGUUACUGUGCCACCGUUUCAGCACACCAUUGACGGACUAAACAGUCAUACCAACUACAGUGUGCGAAUCCGGUGUGAUAAUGAAGUUGGCUCCUCCCCUUUUUCUCCCUGGAUUGAAUUUGAAACACCAGAAGCAGUGCCUGCAGCAGCUCCCAAGAACUUCACCUUUGAACUAACAGAGCAACAGCUCUCUCUGAAGUGGGCAGCGUUGGAGGAAGAGGAGCUGAAUGGACGAUUGCUGGCAUACAAAGUGCAAUGGAAUCUUGGAGGAGAGAGUCAGGAGCCUCUACUGUUUAAGGAAAAUAUUGCUCAUAUGUCUGGAGGAGGCCGUUUCUUUAAUGCCACUUUCCAGGUGUCAGCAUGCACCAUGGCAGGGUGUGGGCCCUGGAGUCAGCCAGUGCUCAUUAUGCCAGCCUCAGUUAUGCAGGCUCAAACUCAGAGAGGGCACAUGUGGGUAGGUCUGAUCUUAGGUCUGCUGGUGGCUACGAUGGUGGGACUGCUGCUGACAGUCUUGGUACACAGAAGAGGCAAAGAGACCCAGUUUGGAACUGUAUUCAAGCCUCCAGGCGGAGAGACUGUGGUGUCUUUCACAGCAGCAAGGUCCUUCAACAGGCAGUGCCCUGAGCUCCCAGAAUCCACCUUGGACAGUCUUGGCAUCAACGAUGAAUUGAAGGCCAAACUACGGGAUGUACUCAUCCCAGAAAGGCUCCUCACUCUUGGACACAUGCUAGGCAAAGGUGAGUUUGGCUCAGUGAGAGAAGCCUUUCUAAAAACAGAGGAUGGCUCAGUGCAGAAGGUGGCAGUAAAAGUACUGAAAACUGAUAUCAACUCUUCAAGUGAUAUUGAACAGUGUCUGAAAGAGGCUGCCUACAUGAAGGAUUUCCACCAUCCCAAUGUCAUCCAGCUCAUAGGGGUGAGCCUACAUAGAAGACCACAGCAGCGAUUACCUAUCCCUAUGGUCAUCCUUCCGUUUAUGAAACAUGGCGACCUGCACACUUUCCUACUCAUGUCCCGGCUUGGGGAUGACCCUUUUACCCUCUCUCUUCAAAUGCUUGUUCAGUUCAUGCUGGAUGUUGCUCGGGGGAUGCAGUAUCUUAGCAGCAAAAACAUCAUUCACAGGGACCUGGCUGCUCGAAACUGCAUGUUGAAUGAGAACAUGACCGUCUGCGUAGCAGACUUUGGUCUUUCCAAGAAGAUCUACAGUGGGGAUUAUUACAGACAAGGGUCUGUCUCAAAGCUGCCAGUGAAAUGGAUUGCACUGGAAAGUUUGGCUGACAAUGUCUACACAACACAGAGUGAUGUGUGGGCUUUUGGUGUGACCAUGUGGGAGAUUAUGGCUCGGGGACAGACACCUUAUCCUGGAGUGGAGAACUCUGAGAUUUACGAAUACCUCAUCAAGGGUGAAAGACUUAAACAGCCACCUGACUGCCCAGAUGAUAUUUAUGAGAUCAUGCACAGCUGCUGGUCUCCAGUCCCUAAGUGUCGUCCCAGUUUCCAGCACCUGAUAGCACAGUUGGAGAGUCUGUGGGCCGGGCUGUCUCCAGCACCUGCAAAGGAGCCGUUGCUUUAUGUAAACUUGGAGGGUGAGGAGGGCGAGCCAGACUCUGGGCUUGGGGCUGGAGCUGGUAGCGUGACCACUGAGGAGCGUUCAUGGGGAGUGCCUUGGCAGUGCGUGGGGAUGGAGGAGGAUGAAAAAGACUGGCUCAUGGUGUCGUCAGGGGCUGCACUGGCUAUCGGCGGAGACUACCGCUAUAUUAUUGGCCCUUGUGGUGCCAUAGAUGGAGAAAGCAGACGGUCUGAGGAUGGCCUGUCAGAGGAUGCAAAGGAUGAGGAGGAGGAUAUCAUAAAUGUGUGAUGUCUUUUCUUAUUUUUUUACUGGACUAAUCACGUGGACUGCUUAUGAAGAGCAGGCAGAUGUGUGGAAAAAACAACACGAGAAUUCAUAAUGGAUGAAUUAUGAUGGAAAAUCUUGAUAGACUAGGGGCAUUUGUGAGUUAAUGCACAACAACAUGCUAGGACAUGCUAACUACACUGUCCAAGUGGGGCCACAUGAAUAUACAAUCACAUGUUUAUAAUACGAAGUAGGGCUGCACAAUACAUCAAUUAAGAAUCACCAUUGCAAUUAUGACACUAACACAAAAGGAAAUACAAACUGUUCUCAAGUUCUAUGAAAUGCAUGAUUGUUGCAUCCAGAAAUCAACUGACAGGAAUGAAGCUUAGUGGGUAGUUGUGCCACUUGCAUCGGGUCAUCUUUAGUAACGAGUCCCACUUUAAGUUUAGUGAGAUGACCAAUAAAUCUGUGAACACCCAGAAUGCUUAGUGUCAUGCUGUGGGCACAAUAUUGGACAGUGCCAGAUCACCUUAGCCCAACAUAAUGUUAGGAACAACUCUUCAAAAUAGAGGAGCGUAAAAUUCAGCAUCCUGUCCAUCCCUUAAUUUCCAUGUUCCCCAUGGGAGCUGAUCCCCCCCCCCCCCCCCCACAUUCCACCUUAAAUGAUGCCGUCUCUGCUGUCUGUUGUACCAUUGAAGGUAGAAUGGAAAUUUAGCUAGCUAGCUAGGUACAGAGAUGUAACAUUUUUCUUUUUUUAUGCUUUAAAGAAAAAAAAUGGACAUAAGACACUGGAACUAAACAUUAAGCUAUGGUAAUAUAGUGUUUAUUGUAAUUUUGCUUCUGCCACCAUCUUGUAAUUUCUUGUACUCCUGCGUUUGGUGUGUGCCCUCUGUUUGAAGGGCCAUAUAUCCCUAACAAUUCCCCCUCGAGCAUAAAAAUUCUGCAAGCUGUGUGGUAUGGAUUUGGAACCUUUACAACUCUGAGUUGUCUGUUACACAUGCAUUACACCCUACUGUAUGUGUGACUCACUAAAUAUGACCAAGAGUUGUCUAUAUCAGUCAGAAAUUGUUAGCAUUUAUUGUUCCUACAACCUUAUAUUCCUUUCAAAUAACACUGAAAUUCCUUCUAGGUGCAACUAUUUUUGCAACCAUUUCUUUGAUGAGUGUACAUCAUAGUAUCAAAAUUGCAAUGUAAAUUUCCCCUAAAUAUGGUGCAGCCCUAAUAUGAAGCGGAAGUGUUAAUUUACAAUAUUAACAAAUUUAAAAAACUGAAGCACUGUCGACAUUUUGCAAAUUAACUGUAGUUUUAUUAACUUAAAUGUUACUGGAAGCCGUUAAGGUAUGUUUUUCAGAAGUCUGCCUUUAGUUUGUCAUGAAGGACGUCUGCCGUAUUUGUAAAUAACAGACAGGCAACUGCAUCCUUUUGUGAGAUUAUUAUAGGUCAGCUUCACAAAACCCCUCAGUUCAUGUUUUGUCAUAGGCACCAUAUGAACAUCAUCAUCAAGCCCACACAAGAGCAUUCCAUGCAACAAGGGAUAUCAAGGGAUGUGGAUUCUUAAUGUGUACAAUGCUUAUGUUUCUGUGAUGUUAAACAGAUCUUUUUUUUGCAACCCAUACAGUAGAAUUUAAGCUUGGAUGAUGUUUAGGCUUGUGGUGCUUUUGUGAAAAAUCUGAUUGCUCCUGCUCUGCAAAUGAACUCUACAGUUGUUGUAGGUGUACGGUCACUUCUUGACCCAACAAUUUAUGGGUGUAGAAUAAGCAGUUUAACAUUUGUGGUUUUGCACAUGUGAACAUAAACAUUUAAAUAUGUUUUGUAAAGUAUUUAACAUUUAAUGAUUGAAGGAGAUGAGCAUGAGCAUGUUACAAGUAAAAGAGCAAGUGUAGCAGUAUGGUGACUAAUCUAAAGUACAAGAUAGAUUUUUUUUUAACGAUUGCAUAUUGUUACACAGAAAUUAUGGCAUCUAAUCUGCAGUACAUGUUAGAAAUGUUUUUUUUUAUUUGCACACAUGUAUUCAGACUAGUGUCAUACUCAAAUCAAACCUAAACCAAUUUAGUGUAUGAGUGCUGAUCAAAACUUGUUCAUCAAAUAAUAAAAAUGCAGUAAAAAUGUAAGAUGACAUAACAUAUUAUACCCCAGUGUUUGGGUAACAUCAGCAAUGUACAAAACUGUGAAGGAUUUAUUUGUUCCUGUUGGAGAGUGUAUUAAGAGGAGAUACAGUAUUUCAAUACGGUAAUAUCAGAUCUACAGUCCGUGUCAUAAGGGAGCCCAUUUCAAGUGCUCUUCACCUAAUCUGGUACCUUCUAAAGGCCAAAUGAAUCAGGAUACUGUCAACAGUCAAUAAAUACAAUAAAAAAUUCAUUCUGAAAUCA